Fundulus heteroclitus (mummichog) is the source of this 895-nucleotide messenger RNA. RefSeq names its product IQ motif and SEC7 domain-containing protein 2-like. The record is from RefSeq and is a predicted model, not a curated record. NCBI's taxonomy places the organism in Eukaryota, Metazoa, Chordata, Actinopteri, Cyprinodontiformes, Fundulidae. The annotation marks the transcript as partial. The transcript is spliced from 4 exons.
AAAGUAGCAGCACCGAAGGAUCUUUGCACUGGACUUACUUUAACGCCGAUGACUUUAAUGGUCGCUAAAAUACGAAGCUGCAUAUGGACAUUUGAUCCCGAAGGACCUGUGAUUGUUUCUGGAUAAUCAAAAAAAAAACCUUGAAGGGCAUUUUAAUGAAGGCAAUUAGCGUCAAGUAACGCGGCGGCGCUGGCAAAUUGAGCUCGUUUUUCCUGUUUGGAUAGAGUCGCUGGUAUGCGGCGCUGCGCAACUCUUGUUUGUGUAGCAGCUGACCUGUCAGAAAGUUUUACUGCCGCCGUGCCUGUCUAAAAAGGACGGCACAACAGGCAGGGAAGCACUUGGCAAAAUAUUAACCAAGCCCUGAAACCCUUCAACAGAAGUGGAUGGAGGACAGAAAAUUGUUAAAUUACCAAACCCCUGUGUAAACGGGGAGAUGUUUUCAGGAAGCUGGCACUGCCUGAAAUAAACCCUGAAAUAAAAGUUCACAAUGAGUUCCAGCAGGAGGUGGCUGGGUUCACGGCGCACUAAAAUUUACAACGUGGAAGGGGAGUCCCAGUGUCCGGACACGGCGCCGCACAAAGACAGCUCCUUCAGCCAGUCGCCUUAUCUUCACGGCUCAGAGCGCUACAGUGACGGCGCCAGCAGCGCUGCUGUCCCCGCCGCGUCCAGGGGCCCCGCCAGCGUGGUGACCUCCAGCUCGGCCAGCUUGGCCUGGGCGCUGCGCACCCGCCACCAGCCGGCGAGCCUGGCCCUGCGCAAGCAGGAGGAGGAGGAAAACAAGAGAUGCAAGGCCCUCUCUGACAGCUAUGAGCUCUCGACGGAUUUGCAGGAUAAGAAGGUAGCGAUACUCGAGAGAAAGUAUGGAGGCUCCUUUGUAAGUCGCAGAGCGGCCAAA